AUGCCUGGACCUCCGCCGCCGCCACCACCACCACCGCCGCCCCCUCCUCCAGCCGCACCUCCACCGCCAUCGUUUGGUGGCGGCGGAGGGGGAGGACCGGCCUUCCUGGCCGAUAUUCGUAAAGGAGCAGCACUCAAGAAGGUCCCCGAUUCGCAGAAAAAAGAUCGCAGUGCUGCUCUUAUUGGCGACGUGAAGGGUGGUUCCGCUACCGGAGGAAGCCAAGUUGACGGACGUGGCGCUGGAUCAGCGCCCAGCGAGGGCGACAUCAAGGCAAAACUAAACGCCAUGUUCGGGGGUGCGGCCUCUAUGCCUGCGGCCAAGCCAAGGUCUCCGGGUUCCUCCACGUAUCGACCCACGUCUCCUUCCUUUCCGUCUCCUCCUCCUCCUCUUGCCCCCCCUUCAGCGAUGGCUUACCAGCAACCACCACCCCGACCCUAUAAGGCUUCACCUGCGCCUCCUCCUCCGCCCCCUUUACCGCCAUCCAGACCCACCGCACCGCCAGCCAAUCAAAAUGGCCCUGUGAUUCCCGUUCUGGAACAGCCUCCACGGAGACCGCAGCCUUACCUUAAUCCUUACAAAAAAGCACCGCUGCUGCCCGCUUUCAGUGGCUGCGGCACGAUUCCUGCGCCCACACCGGCACCGCUAGAUUGCAUAGUCCCGGUUACGCUUCACUGGUGCUCACGUUGGAGUGAGGCGACAACUCUGGCCCGCGGCGUUUUCACCGCACCCACAAACCCGUUCUUCAUCAGCCACUGGGUAGAAGCCGCAGGGGUUCAUUUGGUCCUAAGAUCCCCAUGUCAGAUUAUGCAUUCCCAGGCAACGGUUGUGGCCGGCCUCAUUACCUUCCCCGAUUUAUCGUUGUUUUGGUUUGUUCUCUUCAAGGAGCCUCCCCCUCUACCUCCCCAGCAGCCCCCUCUUGCCAGCUAUCCCCCACCGGGGGUAUAUCCAACUGACACGAGGCGCGCGAGUCGGCCCGCUCCGCAGGUGCCCGCCCGGCAGCCCUCCUUCAAUUCGAGUGGCGUGCCGUUUGACCAGCGAUUCGAUUUCCCAGACGAGUCCACCUUUCCGCCGCCGCCGCAUAUUUACGUCGGACCAAAAACCUACAUCGAGUUUCGUCCUGCAGAACUGGGCCUCUCUUCAACGCCGCGGGUAUUGACACUGAUAGCUUGGGGCGAUGUGGAUCCAAUGUGGACUGUCUGUCCCCCGACUGGGGGUUGUUUCGUUGCCUUCUUCAGUUUAUCCGGAGAUUCUGAGGUGUUGCUCUCACCAUCCACAGCCAAUGGCCUUCACUGGGUCAAACCACUGCGUGUUUUUGGUGUUGACUUUAGCGCCUCAGAAUAAAUGUCUGACGAAGCUUUGAUGUCGGAUGCCUCCUGCACGAAAUCUUCCAUUUCGUCUGUUGACCCCUACGAGUCCACCUCGGACUCCCCUACUAAAAACUGUAACGAAGCGAACCACGUUCUGACUGAGAAGUCGGCAAUCCAGAUAUCGCCAAUGCUUGCUAGCUCAAUCGAGUGGACAGAAUCGUUGUCUAAUAAUUCAAAUAAGGAGGCAACGGCGUCGGAGCAAAGCUAUGAAACCUCUGACACCGAGAGUGCCACGGAAUAUUCCUCUCUGUCUGACCAAGCCGGUCUGGCGGAUGAAUACACAAAGGCGGCAGCACCGAUGAGCAGGAAGCAGCAGGUAAUGCGAAAUCGAGAGAACAUCGCGGCCCAAACACUUCACGUGCAGGCAGAAAUCGACAAGUGGAGUGCUUCAGCUGUUAAUGUUGUAGACAUCUCAGCCGGGAAUUCGAAGCCACGCCACACAGGCGAGGCCACCUGGAAGGAGGACCAAGUUGAAACGCACUUCGCGGCUGCCACAGAUGUUACUGGACCGUCGGAUACGAGGGGCGGUAAAACUGCUAACGGAGAAGAAAAGGGACAAGCACGUUGCGAGACCAUACGAGAAGCCCUUACGUGUCUAUGGAAGGCCCUAUUGGAGGCCAAUUGUGCCAUUUACACAAAAGAAGGGGCCAACGAAGCUGGUUUUCUACCCGAAAGUGGUGAGUUUUUGCGGCUUUUGGACUUGUGGAGGGUGGAAGAUCCCGCGCAGAUACGUAUUAUUAAUAUACUUCACUACAACCUGGAGAAUGUUGUUUCUGGAUGUGUAGAACAACGAAAAGCUCUCACCCACGCACUUCAUGAACUCAGCAAAAAGAACGACCAAAUUUGCGCACUGAAAAGGCGCCUCAUGACAACCAAAAGCGAUUUACGAAGACUGUGGACGUCAUAUAUACUUCUAGAACAGGAAAAUGCCAAACUCAGAGGUACCGUGUCAAGCACGAAGACCUAUCCAGAGGAUCUGCUAACACCUGAGUUGGACCUGAAGCCCGAAUCAGGCGACGUUCAGGUCGUCAUCGAACCCCGAGAAGACUAUCUAAUUAAGCGAUUGAACGAAUACGAAGAGAUCAUAAUUCGUAUUGCGCUCGCUUUGUCGGACGUGGCCUUGAGCGCGUUUGAACGAACAAAAGGUUCAUUACACGACGCGGCGGUUGUUGAGAGGACGGCUUCGAAGGAAUUGGCUAUCGCAGCCCUCAAAUGGCCAAAAGCUUGCAAAAUACGGUUCAAGGAGGCAAGUUGUUUUCGUUACAGACGGAUACUAUCGAUUGGCACACUGGGUGUCACCACCUACCGGAAGGACAACUUGCGCGUCACCAACCAGUGGCUGUACCAGGAGAUAUUCUCCAUCCGACCGGACAACGGAUCGGCAAGGAGUGGCAACAACGGCCAGCAGAAGUUCAACCUCGUGGCAGGCGGCAGUGGCGGACGCAAGGACAUGUCCUUUCUGUCCGAAUAUCGCGCCGACAUCCUCACGGACAUGCUGGUAAGUUGGGACUGCCUAAACUCCCCUCACCUCGAUACGAACUUCUGUUUACUUUGA
This is a messenger RNA of Mesocestoides corti, 2922 nucleotides long. The record is from the annotation of a GenBank genome assembly. NCBI's taxonomy places the organism in Eukaryota, Metazoa, Platyhelminthes, Cestoda, Cyclophyllidea, Mesocestoididae.